GUGGGGUGAGGAGGAGGAGGAAGAAGAGGAGGAGGAGGAGGAGGAUUCGUCCCCCAUCACGCCUCAGAAGCCUCCCGCCGGCCCCAGCCUGGCACUUGUGGCGCCUCCUCCCAGGCCAGAGCAGGAGUUCAGUGACAGCACCAGCUCCGUAUUCUCCUGCGGGUCCAGCAGCUCCUCCAUGGGGUCUGGGAGCCCUGUGUUUCGAGGCUCCCUCUUUGGAGACACCCCCAGCGCCCAGGUAUGGUGGGGUGAGGAGGAGGAGGAAGAAGAGGAGGAGGAGGAGGAGGAUUCGUCCCCCAUCACGCCUCAGAAACCUCCCGCCAGCCCCAGCCUGGCACUUGUGGCGCCUCCUCCCAGCCCAGAGCAGGAGUUCAGUGACAGCACCAGCUCCGUAUUCUCCUGCGGGUCCAGCAGCUCCUCCGUGGGGUCUGGGAGCCCUGUGUUUCAAGGCUCCCUCUUUGGAGCCUCGCUCCAGGCCCUCCAGCCACCCGCUCCAGCCCUGCCUACUCCUCCUCGUGAUCUUCCCCGACAACGGCAAUUUCGACCACCCGGCUUCGACCUCCGGCGCAGAUAUGGACUCUGGCUCCGGAUGGGCCUGCACAUAGUCAACACCUGGCUGCAGUAGACAGGCCCCACCGUAAAUCAAACCCCAACCCUGCCCCAUGACCCCUUAGUCCCUCCCACCUGUCACCGGAAGUCCUGCCCCAUGGGGGUAUUACUUCGUGGUCAAGGCGGCCACAUGACUGGAAGCCAGGUGU
Messenger RNA from Mauremys mutica (yellowpond turtle), 758 nucleotides. Its product is annotated as myb-related transcription factor, partner of profilin-like. The transcript has 3 exons. NCBI's taxonomy places the organism in Eukaryota, Metazoa, Chordata, Testudines, Geoemydidae. Bases 179 to 625 code for a protein of 148 amino acids. The record is from RefSeq and is a predicted model, not a curated record.